UCAAAAUAAACUUUGGCUAAUGGCAAUUGACGUCUGAUGAACUUCUAGGGAAUGAAAGAUAAGCACAUCGUCUUCUUCAUCCAUCGUUAAUAGCGUUGUCGUUGGGGUUUAGGGUUUCCAGAUUUCAGAUUUCCGAUUUCCGUUCAUUUCUUCACUGCUUCAUACCUUUCUCCUUCAAUAUUCUAUUCAUAAUUCUCUAUUUCCAUUCCUACAAGUUCUGUCAGUAGAUAAUUUGGUGGUUAAAGGCUUAUGGCUUUUGUUGCUCAUCAACAGCAGGGCUUGUUUGUGGCAUUUUCCUCAAGGAAGUUGUUAUGGAGCAAAAGGCUGAAGCUGAAGCAAUGUUUAUCAAAAUGUCACUUGAUUGGAAGAGCUGAUUGGCAUUGCAUACUAAGUGUAGGGCCUCCUCACAUUUGCGGAACCAAGCUCAGACCUUUGAAGAUUUCAAGCUUCAAAGGCAGUGCCAAAGGUGAUGAUUCAGUAACCAGUGCUAAUGGGUCGAAGGUUCCCAACCCCAAAACCUCCUUUAGACUGGAUAAGAGAGGCGAAAUGAAAUCAGAAUCUCCAAAGGCAAACAAUGUUCCACUCUCUUGUGCUUCUGAAGCAAAUGAGAACCUUGCAGUAUCAUCUGGUAUUCAUAAACUUCUCCAAAAAUGGCUUACAAUGUUACAAACACUACCACAAAAUCAAGGGGAGCAGGAAAUCUUGGGAGAACCACCUCCGGAUGUCUUACCAAAUUCUUUACAAGGGACGCAAAAGACCAUAAAAGGUCAGAGUUUGAAGGCAGCAUGGUCGUAUUUUCUAGCCCAGGAUGCAACAAUAAAGGUUCCUUUCUUAAUAUUUGUUCCUUUCUACCUGGCCGUUAAUGUAGUUUAUGGGGCAGAGGUGUCGAAGGAGUUAACUCCUUUAUGGGUUUUGGGGCCACUCAUUGUGGCUCUCUACAUCAUGUUGUGGCGGUGGCUAUGUGCACUCUAUGUCUUCAGCUUCAAGCAGACCAUCAAAGUAAUUAAGAAUUCGCCCUCGUACUUCAUGUUGGCCUACAGCUAUGUCUUUUGUGGCAAGCUCAAAGAAGACAUCCAGGCUCAUAUUUUGCAGCCUAUAUUGAGCAUAGCAAAUACUGAUUAUAAACAGCUGGGUAGAAAAAAGUUGAAAGAAUUGUCAGAAUGGAUAGUAGAGAAGUAUCUUGAUUUUGUGGAAUCAAUAUGGCCCUACUAUUGUCGGACAAUCAGAUUUUUGAAGAGGGCUAAUCUUAUUUAAAGUUAGUGGGUGAGGUGAGGGAAGUUGGUUGUGAUUUCAAGUGAGAGCUGGCCAAUCCCUUUUUAUACCGGGGUCUUGGUGUUUUGAGUUGAGCGAGACUUAGGUUGUGUAUUAGGUUAGGUUGUACCUGUAUCUAUGCUUGAAUUGAGUACGUGGUUAUUUAUUAGAUUGCUUCUGUUAGUAAUUGCUCAUUGGCGGGUUCUUUUUAAACCUUAACACCCCACCAUUGUUUUCUUGUGCGAGUUGUAUAAUGUAGUUUCCUUUCCAAGAUGGAUACUAGAACAAGGAGUCUUAAUUUAAGAAUAGUUUUCACAAUAA
Messenger RNA from Vigna umbellata (rice bean), 1572 nucleotides. RefSeq lists its product as uncharacterized. Lineage: Eukaryota; Viridiplantae; Streptophyta; Magnoliopsida; Fabales; Fabaceae. The record is from RefSeq and is a predicted model, not a curated record.